AUGGCUCCUUGCCUGCUCCUGCUUCUCCUCGCACUUCUCCCCCGGGUUUCUCCGCUGCUGGAUACUAGCAUCUUCUUAAUAUAUAAUGAAGAACACAAGCGCUGUGUACUGGCUCUAAGUUCUAAUUCAGUGACUACUGCUCCUUGCGUUCAAGAAAAUGAGUCACAAAAAUUCAGGUGGGUCUCAGAUCACCAGCUUAUGAGCGUAGCAUUCAAAUUGUGCUUGGGAGUGCCUUCGAAGAAAGACUGGGUUCCGAUCACUCUGUAUCCUUGUGACAAGGCUAGUGAACUUCAGCGAUGGGAAUGCAGAAAUGAGACUCUUUUUGCAAUCCAAGGGGAAGAUUUGUUUUUCAACUAUGGAAACAGACAGGAAAGGAAUAUUAUGCUGUACAAGGGAUCUGGUUUAUGGAGUAGGUGGAAAGUCUACGGAACCACAGACGAUCUGUGUUCUCGAGGCUACGAAGAUACCUACACAGUGAAAGGAAAUGCCAAUGGAGCACCUUGUGUAUUCCCUUUCAAAUUUGGUGAUAAGUGGUAUGCUGACUGCACGAAUGCUGGCAGAUCAGAUGGCUGGUUCUGGUGUGGAACCACUUCAGACUUUGAUGUUGACAAGAUGUAUGGAUUUUGCCCAUUGAAAUUUAAUAGUGUUGAAUUGCUGUGGAAUACAGAUCCUUUAACAAAUGUCCAGUACCAGAUUAACUCUGAGGCAGCUCUGAAAUGGCACCAGGCAAGAAAAAGUUGUCAACAACAGAAGGCAGAGUUACUAAGCAUCACAGAGUUGCAUGAACAAACAUACCUGACAGGUUUGACUGGCAGACUGAGUUCUGCUCUCUGGAUUGGUCUUAACAGUUUGAAUUUCAACAGUGGAUGGCAAUGGGUCGGUGGUGCUCCUUUUCGAUACUUAAAUUGGGUUCCAGGACAUCCUUCUCCAGAACCUGGAAAAAUUUGUGCAGCAUUAAAUCCUGGCAAAGGUGCUAAGUGGGAGAAUCGGGAAUGUGAUCAAAAACUUGGCUAUAUAUGUAAACGAGGAAAUGCUACUUUAGAAUCUUUCAUUAUUCCUACAG
Molecule: messenger RNA, 1063 nt
Organism: Nestor notabilis (Kea)
Lineage: Eukaryota; Metazoa; Chordata; Aves; Psittaciformes; Psittacidae
Product: macrophage mannose receptor 1-like
Exons: 6
Biological process (GO): receptor-mediated endocytosis
Cellular component (GO): plasma membrane
Molecular function (GO): signaling receptor activity
Source: RefSeq, a predicted model, not a curated record